Glossina fuscipes is the source of this 1396-nucleotide messenger RNA. RefSeq lists its product as uncharacterized. NCBI's taxonomy places the organism in Eukaryota, Metazoa, Arthropoda, Insecta, Diptera, Glossinidae. The transcript is spliced from 3 exons. Bases 103 to 717 code for a protein of 204 amino acids. The record is from RefSeq and is a predicted model, not a curated record.
AACUUUGAUUAAAUCUUAUCAAAAAAGUUAAUUUUUUUUAAUUAAUUAAUAGAUGACACACAAGAAAUAGAAGGCUGUCACCGAUUAGUAAAAGAAAUUUAAAUGCAGCUGAAAGAUGAAUAUAUUCUAUUUGGGUGUGGAAAAUAUUGGACUACAUCAUCGAAUUGGUUUCUUCAAAAGAAAUUAGGACGAAAUGUUUCAUCAUUGGAGAAAGAGAAAUAUUUUAAGCAAAUAGAUCGAGUAUCUGAAAGUCAUCAACUUAUCUAUUAUGUACCUAUGGAAUCGUAUCUUUGCUGGUCAGUUCGUUUAUCGACGUUUACUACUUCCCUAAUUGUAUUGGCCGCCAUGUAUCAAUAUACCUACAAUUUCGAUAUAUUAGAGUCGACUCAGUUUACUUUAAUAUUAGAAAAGGAUGAUAUAUACUAUUUUGCUGUUGGAUUUAUAACUAUUAAUGCGCUCGUCAGAUGGAUAAUUUCAAAGUUUCCUUUACGCAUCUAUAAAAUCACAAAUCAAUAUUUAGCCAUUUAUAACAAACAAUUGCCUGGAUUACGCCCACAACAUCAUUUUAAGCGAGGUGAUGUGAAAAAAGUUGAUUUUAUACUUAAUCCAUGGAAAAAUGCCACUUACAAGUUGGGGAAUCAAACAUCUUUGAUUUUGCCAGAUUACUUCAAAACGCCAUUCGAAUUUCAUCAAAUGUUUGAUUCCGAAAAAAAUUAGUAUUAAACUGAGCAAAGAUAAAUAAGUAUAAACAAUGCUUUUCCAAACAUUUUAAUCAAGCAUGUUUUUAUCAAGUUGAAUUCCUUAGAUAAGAGAUUGGGCGAAGGUUUUUUUUGUCCUGUUUUUAAAGACUGAUUUAUGGAAAAUGCACAAAGAGCUAUAAACUUAGUUAGUGGAAGACCAUUACGUCUAUAACGUAUGAUUUGUUCCGAUUCUUUAUUAGACUCCUUACGAAAUUUAAAGAAAAAUGCAUCGUCCAAUAGCUCACUAUUACCUGAAUAUGCAUGUGGUUAUGUCUUCUCCGUCGUUCAUAGAAUUCUUUACGAUCUCUCAUUCAUCGAAUUCAACAAUAGAUAGCCUAUUGCAAGAUUCGAUCCUCCCGAAUUUUGAAUAGAUUGGUUUGUGCAGUUUCAAGUCAAAUCGCUGUGUCGCAUUUAACUGAAGAUUUGCAACCGCAAGUCAAAUAUAAUUUAUAUCGCCGACUUUGGGUAUAAACAAUAAAAUAAAUGAAAUAUGAGAACAGUCGACGGAUUGAUCUCUUUGUAGAAGAGACAUGUCUAUCGAAAAUCUGUUUCUAGACUAAAUUCUAAUUUCCGAAUGUGCUCCGAUAUCGGUUCUUGAGCUGAAAAAAGCUUGUCCGCAAUAUUCGAUGUAGCCAAAAACAGGUUUUAUUCAAACA